Molecule: messenger RNA, 4690 nt
Organism: Eubalaena glacialis (North Atlantic right whale)
Lineage: Eukaryota; Metazoa; Chordata; Mammalia; Artiodactyla; Balaenidae
Gene: ATP2C1
Product: ATPase secretory pathway Ca2+ transporting 1
Exons: 28
Coding region: 265-3024 (919 amino acids)
Biological process (GO): manganese ion transport; calcium ion transmembrane transport; intracellular calcium ion homeostasis
Cellular component (GO): endoplasmic reticulum; Golgi membrane; plasma membrane
Molecular function (GO): ATP binding; ATP hydrolysis activity; P-type calcium transporter activity
Source: RefSeq, a predicted model, not a curated record
CUGCCCGCCCUCCCGGUUGCCGCCCCCACGCCGGGAGAGGCGCCCGUCUGCCGCCGCCGCUGGGCGAGCCGCUCCCGCGAGCCCGCGGAUGCUGCUGCUAGGGGUGGUGGGCGCAGCCGCGGGUCGUGUGGCCGGGAGCGGGGGUGACGGCCUGGGAUUCCGGGGGCCUCUCUUCUUGCCCUCCUCUCCUCUCUCUUCCCAGUGUGGCCGUGGCUGACACUAAAGACUUUGUAGCCAUCAACCCAAGUGCAGUUUCGAUGGAAGAUGAAGGUUGCACGUUUUCAAAAAAUUCCUAAUGCUGAAAAUGAGACAAUGAUUCCUGUAUUGACAUCAAAAAAAGCAAGUGAAUUACCAGUCAGUGAAGUUGCAAGCAUUCUCCAAGCUGAUCUUCAGAAUGGUCUAAACAAAUGUGAAGUAAGUCAUCGGAGAGCCUUCCAUGGCUGGAAUGAGUUUGAUAUCAGUGAAGAUGAGCCACUAUGGAAGAAGUAUAUUUCUCAGUUUAAAAAUCCCCUUAUUAUGCUGCUUCUGGCUUCUGCAGUCAUCAGUGUUUUAAUGCAUCAGUUUGAUGAUGCUGUCAGUAUCACUGUGGCAAUACUUAUCGUCGUUACGGUCGCCUUUGUUCAGGAAUAUCGUUCAGAAAAAUCUCUGGAAGAACUGAGUAAACUUAUGCCACCAGAAUGCCAUUGUGUGCGUGAAGGAAAAUUGGAACAUACACUUGCACGAGACUUGGUUCCAGGUGAUACAGUUUGCCUUUCUGUUGGGGACAGAGUUCCUGCUGACUUGCGCUUGUUUGAGGCUGUGGAUCUUUCCAUUGAUGAGUCCAGCUUGACAGGAGAGACAACACCUUGUUCUAAGGUGACAGCUCCUCAGCCGGCUGCCACUAAUGGAGAUCUUGCAUCAAGAAGUAACAUUGCCUUCAUGGGAACACUGGUCAGAUGUGGCAAAGCAAAGGGUAUUGUCAUUGGAACAGGAGAAAAUUCUGAAUUUGGAGAGGUUUUUAAAAUGAUGCAAGCAGAGGAAGCACCAAAAACCCCUCUGCAGAAGAGCAUGGACCUCUUAGGAAAACAACUUUCCUUUUACUCCUUUGGUAUAAUAGGUAUCAUCAUGUUGGUUGGCUGGUUACUAGGAAAAGAUAUCCUGGAAAUGUUUACUAUUAGUGUAAGUUUGGCUGUAGCAGCAAUUCCUGAAGGUCUUCCCAUUGUGGUCACAGUGACUCUAGCCCUUGGUGUUAUGAGAAUGGUGAAGAAAAGGGCCAUUGUGAAAAAACUACCUAUUGUUGAAACUCUGGGCUGCUGUAAUGUGAUUUGUUCAGAUAAAACUGGAACCCUGACAAAGAAUGAAAUGACUGUUACGCACGUAUUUACUUCGGAUGGCCUGCGUGCUGAGGUUACUGGAGUUGGCUACAAUCCAUUUGGGGAAGUGAUUGUUGAUGGUGAUGUUGUUCAUGGAUUCUAUAACCCUUCUGUUAGCAGAAUUGUCGAGGCGGGCUGUGUGUGCAAUGAUGCUGUAAUUAGAAACAACACUCUAAUGGGGAAACCAACAGAAGGAGCCUUAAUUGCUCUUGCAAUGAAGAUGGGUCUUGAUGGACUUCAACAGGAUUAUAUCAGAAAAGCUGAAUACCCUUUUAGCUCUGAGCAGAAGUGGAUGGCUGUUAAGUGUGUGCACCGAACACAGCAGGACAGACCAGAGAUUUGUUUUAUGAAGGGUGCUUAUGAACAGGUGAUUAAGUAUUGUACUACAUAUCACAGCAAAGGGCAGACCUUGACACUCACCCAGCAGCAGAGAGAUCUGUACCAACAAGAGAAGGCCCAGAUGGGCUCUGCAGGGCUCAGAGUUCUUGCUUUGGCUUCUGGUCCUGAAUUGGGACAACUGACGUUCCUUGGCCUGGUGGGAAUCAUUGAUCCUCCUAGAACUGGUGUGAAAGAAGCAGUUACAACACUCAUUGCCUCGGGAGUGUCAAUAAAAAUGAUUACUGGAGACUCACAGGAGACUGCAAUUGCAAUCGCUAGUCGUCUGGGAUUAUAUUCCAAAACCUCCCAGUCAGUCUCAGGAGAAGAAAUAGAUGCAAUGGAUGUCCAGCAGCUUUCACAGAUGGUGCCAAAGGUUGCGGUAUUUUACAGAGCUAGUCCAAGGCACAAGAUGAAAAUUAUUAAGUCUCUGCAGAAGAAUGGGUCGGUUGUGGCCAUGACAGGAGAUGGAGUAAAUGAUGCAGUCGCUCUGAAGGCUGCAGACAUUGGAGUUGCAAUGGGUCAGACUGGCACAGAUGUUUGCAAAGAGGCAGCAGACAUGAUCCUGGUGGAUGAUGAUUUCCAAACCAUCAUGUCUGCAAUUGAGGAGGGUAAAGGGAUUUAUAAUAACAUUAAAAAUUUUGUUAGAUUCCAGCUGAGCACGAGUAUAGCAGCGUUAACUUUAAUCUCACUGGCUACAUUAAUGAACUUUCCCAAUCCUCUCAAUGCCAUGCAGAUUUUGUGGAUCAAUAUUAUUAUGGACGGACCUCCAGCUCAGAGCCUUGGAGUAGAACCAGUGGAUAAAGAUGUCAUUCGUAAACCUCCACGCAACUGGAAGGACAGCAUUUUGACCAAAAACCUGAUACUUAAAAUACUUGUUUCCUCAAUAAUCAUUGUUUGUGGGACUUUGUUUGUCUUCUGGAGGGAGCUGCGAGACAAUGUGAUAACACCUCGGGAUACAACAAUGACUUUCACAUGCUUUGUGUUUUUUGACAUGUUCAAUGCACUAAGUUCCAGAUCCCAGACCAAAUCUGUGUUUGAGAUUGGACUCUGCAGUAAUAAAAUGUUUUGCUACGCAGUUCUUGGAUCCAUCAUGGGACAGUUAUUAGUUAUUUACUUUCCUCCACUUCAGAAAGUUUUUCAGACCGAGAGCCUAAGUAUACUGGAUUUGCUGUUUCUUCUGGGUCUCACCUCGUCAGUGUGCAUAGUGGCAGAAAUUAUCAAGAAGGUUGAAAGGAGCAGGGAGAAGAUCCAGAAGCCUGUUAGCUCGACAUCGUCGUCUUUUCUUGAAGUAUGAUGCAUAUUGCAUUCUUUUAUUUGCAAACUAGGAAUUGCAGUCUGAGGAUCAUUUAGAAGGGCAAGUUCAAGAGGAUAAUGAAGAUUUGAGAACUUUUGAACUUUUUAUUGACUAAAAAUGAGUGUUGAAGACUUGAUUUGAGACUUUAACCUGCUGACAGUCCCAAAUGAAAUUAUGCAACUUUGAUAACAUAUUCCUUGAUUGAAAUUGGCUUUUGCGAUUGAGUGGAACUUCGUAAAGUGUAUGGGCAGUUAUUUAAUUUAAAAAACAAGCAAAACCUGAACCACCUUCUGCACUUAAAGAGGUCUAACAGUUCAAAUAUACAAUCUAUCCUAGAUAAAUAUGAUUUUUUUUUAAUUUUUAAAUAUUGUACUAUUUAUGGUGGUGGGGCUUUCUUACUAAUACACAAAUAAAUUUAAUCAUUUCGAAGGCAUUCUGUUUGGUUUAGAAGUUGAUUCCCAGGAGUGCCAUAUUUCAGCUACUGUAUUUCCUUUUCCUGCAGUGUAAGCAGCUCAGCUACCUUGUGUUACCAUUUUUGUAUCUCAAGUUUUUUGCACAGGAUGUGACCACUGUCAGAUCACUGUUCUUUUCUUUCUUUUUGUGAUUGAAAAGCCUAUACUGCAAUUUGAAGUAAAUGUUUGCUUUUCUUAGUAAGUGUAAAUGGUUGCCUUUUUCUUCUUCUUUUGUUUUUUGGUAUGAGUCUUUGGUCUAGCACAAUUAAUACAGGGCUGUGGAGUGGCAUUCUAGGUAGGGUAGCCAUGUCUGUAAUUAACACUUAGUCGUGGAGUCAAAAAAAUUUAAGACUGGUUGGGCUGAUAUUUAUAGCAGAUUAUGUUAAUGUGUUAUGCCUUCCUUUAGAGUUAAAUAUCAAUACAUACUUUGUCAAGUAUCACCUUGACAAAGUCAUCUCCUAAAUAUAAAUCUAAGUACCUCACCUGAAUAUAUGAAUUUUAUUACUUCUUAAUGUCUUUUUAUGUGUACUUUAAAAAAAUCUUUCUUAUGAAGUAUAGAGUGGUAAACUUAAAGAAUAAAAAAGCCCCAAACCUAAACAGAUGGUUUAUGAAGCAGAGUAUAAGUGGAAGAUUCUGUGCUGACCUUUACUCUUUGUGUAUCUGCAGCUUUGGGGCCUAGGUUGCAGCACAGCCCGGAGCCUGCCCCUCUCCUGCUUCCACCAUUGUCCUCUGCCUUGUUCUGCUUCACUGGGCGUGCUAGAGAAAUAGAUAGAUUUUCUCUUGGAAUGCCAUCAGUUUUUGUAAUAGCUGGAUGAGGUAUAGGUAAUUUGUUUUGAGUGUGUGGCAAAUUUGGGCCAGAAAUUCAAAAUUAGAAAUACAUUUUCCUGUUGAAUAUUUCUCUCUGAAACAGAAACGGGUCUCAAAUUCUGACAUGUUUAAUUCUUCCUGAAGUUACUGAAUUUUGCAUUUUAUAAUUAUUCUUAAUUUUUUAAACUGUCAGGAUAAAUCGCUCUCUAGUUUUUAUCAGCAAUAUUAAACUGCACUGUUAGCACUGCAGUACUGUUGUGAACGAUAGGAAAGAUACCUAUUCUUUGAGUCUUGUUACUGAAACAGUUUAAUAUAAGGACCUGAGAUAUCUGCAGUGUAUUCUGCUUUACUCUUUAAGGCUAGUCAAAUGUACAUGGAAACCACUGUCUAAUCAACUUUAUCUUUAA